CAUGGCCUCGCAGGUGCCCAUGGGGGAAUGCGCGGCUGCCCAUGCUGCCCUGGGCAGGGUCACCGCCAGGCACCGGCAGCUAGCGCUGCUCCUGGGCAGCGCAGCCGACUGCACUCAGCUGAGGAAGGAGCUGCAGGAGAGGGGCAAGGAGGCCCAGGAGCUCGGCAUGGGCUUGCGGCAGCAGCUGGAGGCUGGGCUGCGGCCCGUGCCUGGCCCCGAGGAGCAGCUGGAGCUCGAGCGCCUGUGGGUGCAGCUGCUGUCAGCACUGGAGCUCUUCCAGCAGGACCUGUGCAGAGCCCACCACCUCAGCCAGCUCUUCCCCCUGCAGGGCCACUGGCCACAGCCACUCCGCACAGGCGUUGCUGGCCGGGGCGGCGCUGGGGCCGUGUGGAGCUGGCGGCGGGUGAGCCGCAAGGGUGGCAGGAGCCGGGGCACAGAACAGGCGGGUGCAGGCCCCAGCCUGGAGGAGCGCAUGGCGCAGGUGGGGGUCAUGCUGACGGAGAUGGAGACCAGCCUCAACAUCCCUGUCUGGACUGUGGAGGCCACAGAGGCGGCCUGGGCUGAGUGUGGCUCCACUGGUGAAGCAGAGGGGACAGGCAGCGAGAUGCCGGGCAGAGAGAUCCCAGGCGGGACGGAGGCGCCCAGCCACUGCUGCACCAUCUCAUGA
Gavialis gangeticus (Gharial) is the source of this 667-nucleotide messenger RNA. RefSeq names its product regulator of G-protein signaling 9-binding protein-like. Gene Ontology annotation, cellular component: neuron projection. Gene Ontology annotation, biological process: G protein-coupled receptor signaling pathway. The record is from RefSeq and is a predicted model, not a curated record. The coding region runs from base 2 to 667 and encodes 221 amino acids. NCBI's taxonomy places the organism in Eukaryota, Metazoa, Chordata, Crocodylia, Gavialidae. The transcript has 2 exons.